AUGGAUGAUAUGGGAUCGGGAUAUUUCAAACGAGUUUCUGGUGCCUAUGACAACGGCGUAGCACGGUUGAUAAUGAAGACCAAGCCAGAAAGCUUCACUCGCUCAGAUUCGCGGCGCCAUUAUAUGCUUCGCCUGUGCCAGGCCGAGACAAUCCCACCGAAGGCAGUGGACUGGAUCAAGAAGCUUCAUGACCUUCAACGGACCGACUCGACCUCUGUCUCUGCUUCACUGGCAUUGCCGCCCGUGACAGCUAACAAGGGCCAAACUUACCUGUCCAAAUGCAGGAAUCUGGACACUGAGCUCGAACCUUUGAUAAGGGAGGUUGACUUGUCCUCCAAUCCAAUCCCAGUCGACAACCUACGCGAACCAGGAAUGGCCCAUGGCGCUCUCGCUGCCUUAGGUCAACCCGUCAUUGACAAGACCGGAGCGGACAUAGGCUCUCUGUAUCAAGGAUCUCAACGAAAGCUGAUAAAGAGCAAUUUGCAGCAGCAGCCCCUGAUCUGUCUAUACCAGAGUCUUCAAGAUUCAAGAUACAGAUUGCAGAGCGACGUCAAAAAGUCAAGACGACCGGCACAUUCCUCUGUCUAUAGCAUUGCCCCGACUACGGAGCCUCCAGAGAAGGAUGUUGCACCUGAAACCCCAAUUUGA
Aspergillus niger is the source of this 648-nucleotide messenger RNA. RefSeq lists its product as uncharacterized. NCBI's taxonomy places the organism in Eukaryota, Fungi, Ascomycota, Eurotiomycetes, Eurotiales, Aspergillaceae. The transcript is spliced from 4 exons. The record is from RefSeq and is a predicted model, not a curated record. Bases 1 to 648 code for a protein of 215 amino acids.